Molecule: messenger RNA, 2608 nt
Organism: Hemibagrus wyckioides
Lineage: Eukaryota; Metazoa; Chordata; Actinopteri; Siluriformes; Bagridae
Gene: crip3
Product: cysteine-rich protein 3
Exons: 7
Coding region: 147-803 (218 amino acids)
Source: RefSeq, a predicted model, not a curated record
UAAAAUUAGAUCUCACACUGAACUUCAUCAUGUCUGACUCCUGCACUGACCACUACACAUUCCUGAGGUGCUCCUAAAACACACACACACACAUUCCAGGCUCACUGAGGCCGGACACUGAGCUCUGUGGGAGGUACUGGACAAACAUGGAAGUGGCAUUUAUGAGCCCUAAAGGCACAAAGAAUGACUUACCCCAAAUAUCUCCAAACCUUCAUCAAGGAGAGAAGGUGAGCUCUCUGGGGAAGAACUGGCACCGUUUCUGUCUGAAAUGUGAACGCUGUAAUAAGAUUCUCUCUCCUGGAGGCCAUGCUGAGCAUGAUGGGAUGCCCUACUGUCAUAAACCCUGCUACGGAACCCUGUUUGGCCCAAAAGGUGUGAAUAUUGGAGGGGCGGGGUCUUAUGUUUAUGACACACCCUCUCAGACAUCAUGUGAUGGAUCUUCAGAGGUUUCACCCACAACGCCCUGGUCCAUCUCUCACAUUGAACAUCAUCAACCCAGAGUUUCCUCAGUCCCGGUGCGCAUGUUUUCAGGAGAGACGUCUCCGUGUCCCAGCUGUGGUAAAGUGGUUUAUUUUGCGGAGAGAGUGAUGUCACUGGGUCGUAACUGGCACCGGCCAUGUCUGCGCUGUGAGAGGUGCAAAAAAACACUGACCUCUGGAGGACAUGCUGAGCAUGAAGGUCGGCCAUAUUGUCAUGUCCCCUGUUAUGGAUACCUGUUUGGUCCUAAAGGUGUGAACAUCGGGGAGGUCGGCUGUUACCUUUACCAUCAGGAUGAGAACGGACAGAGGGAGAGUCUUCGCUGAGAUCUACAUCAACAUCUGGGAACAGGAUCAUUAUAUUAUAUUAAUUAUAUUAUAUUAUAUUAUAUUAUAUUAUAUUAUAUUAUAUUAUAUUAUAUUAUAUUAUAUUAUAUUAUAUUAUAUUAUAUUAUAUUAUAUUAUAUUAUAUUAUAUUAUAUUAUUAUUUUUUUACCAUUUUAUCAAAACUGAUGUUUUUAUUUUUUAAAAAUUCACGUAAAUAAUCAUCAGCUGGAAAAUCUUACACUAUUUAAUAUUUUACACACUGAGUUUUAUAAAAGUCCUGCAUAAGUAGUGGGUUUACUUCUGCAUUGUGUUUCCAAAAAACAUUUUCCCACACAAUGGUGUAACUUUUGUGUUGUUUAUUUCCUGCUUUUAUUUCCCUGAAACACUAAUCUCUCAUCUGUAUGAAAUAUAACAGACACCGUUAGCGAACUUGGAUAAUGUGCAGCUCGUCACACAUCAUGCCUGUUAAUUAUUACAUACAUCUCAAAUACACUUGUACAACAGAAAAUGCAUUUAAACAUUGCAACAUAAACACUAUAUUCAAUUCAAUUUUAUUUGUAUAGCGCUUUUAACAAAGAGCAUUGUUUCAAAGCAGCUUUACAUAAGAAACAACAUAAGAAAACAACAGACAGACAGACAGUCCUAGAUGUUAUCCUAAGUGAGCAAGCCUGAGGUGACUGAGGCGACUGUGGCAAGGAAAAACUCCCUUAGAUGGUAUGAGGAAGAAACCUUGAGAGGAACCAGACUCAAAAGGGAAACCAUCCCCAUGAUAAUAUUGGGGUUAUAUGAUCAUUUUUCUUGAUCUGGUAAGAACUCUGGCGGCUGCAUUCUGGACUAACUGUAGCUUGUUUAUUGAAGAUGUAGGACAAACACCUAGUAAUGCAUUACAAUAGUCCAGUCUGGAGGUCAGGAAUGCAUGAACUAGCUUUUCUGCAUCAGAUACAGAUAAAAUGUUCCUAAGCUUGGAAAUAUUUCUAAGAUGGAAGAAGGCUGUUUUUGUGAUAUUGGAAAUAUGAUUUUUAAAGGAUACGUUGCUGUCUAAUAUUACACCCAGGUCUUUCACUGUCCAGCUAGUAGUAACAGUGCAUCCUUCUAGAUGCAAGCUGAAUUGCGAGAGCUUCUGUGUGCUGGUUUUUGGGCCAAUAAGUAAUAUCUCUGUCUUAUCAGGAUUUAGUAAUAGAAAAUUAUCGGUCAUCCAAUCUCUAAUAUCUUUAACACACUCAGUUAGUCUAGGUUUAUGAGUAUUAAUGUGGUGACAUUUAUGAAAUGCAUGAAUAAAUAGUUUCUUUAGGUGCAAACUUUAUUUACAAAUGACUAUCCUACUUCCCAAAGUCCCGAUCAGUUCCAGCCAAAACGGUUAUGUUAUGUUCUGAAAGUAGAGAUUACGACCUUUCUUUUGAUGUAAAAAUUAUUUUUAGAAACAAAUGCUUUGCAACUCGCAUUUACAUCUAAAUCCACGCUUCCUGAUAACCUGCAUGGUGUCCUCCAUCAGCAAGAGAGUCAAGACCCCAUUUUGUGUAGCUACUUUGCCAACAUGUGCGAUAAAUCCAUUUGUUGAAUCUGUGAUAUUUUUCAAGUAUUUAAUGAGUGAAUAUCCUGCACCAAAUUAUUCAGUAAGAAAAUAUUUUGAUAUAUAUGUAAUAAUUUAGCACUAUUAGAUGGUACUUUUUUUAAUGAAAUGAAAAUCAUAGGUCAUGUUUGUAGAAGGUGGAUGUUGUUUCUGGACAACUUCUGUUCAAUAUUAUCCAGAUUGUUUUUUAUAGCAAAUUAAAGACAAAACUUUCCACUACAGUGAAAAAACUAAA